This is a messenger RNA of Folsomia candida, 2049 nucleotides long. RefSeq lists its product as uncharacterized. The coding region runs from base 56 to 721 and encodes 221 amino acids. Lineage: Eukaryota; Metazoa; Arthropoda; Collembola; Entomobryomorpha; Isotomidae. The transcript is spliced from 5 exons. The record is from RefSeq and is a predicted model, not a curated record.
CUCUGCUCUUUGAAAGGAUUAUCUCGCAAUUAAAUAGUUCUUGCAGCAAUUAAGGAUGAAACUACUUCUGCUAGUUUUGCUCGUCUCGGUUGUCGCUGGAUUGCUCGAGGAGCCCACGAAGGAAAGAAAAUGCGUUCCACAACCAAAGAAAAAUUCGUUAGGACUGGAUCUCAAAUGGUUUGGAUCGGUCAAGGAAUUCUUCCUGCCCAUGUGGAGUCAGCUUUAUGCGACCAGAACGGCAAGUGACAUCCUGGAAAGGGAGGCGGCCCGCAUAGCGAAUCAUGAAAUCGACCCAGCUUCAUGUCUCGUCUUUAAACAGGAAAAUACCGUCUCCGCUUACGGAAGAGUGCAAAACUAUAAUAUUUCCGGGGAUGCGGAUUCCAUCCACUUUAAAUCACCGUGGUCUGGACCAAAGGCUGGACGAUUUGAUUUUCACAUGACGGACAACUCCAACUUUGUUUUGGGCAUAACAUGCUGGGAGGAUGAUCAGGCUUCUUGGGCCGUACUUUCGACCAAGUUUCAUCUUGCGCCACAUGUUCGACAAGAAGUUCUUGGAUAUGUUGCAUCGUUAGGAUUUGACGUAGCAAAAGCCGUGGAUGAGGAUUACUCUCUCUCUGCACGUAUGGGGCUGGAAGACCCAAACCACAACAGUUCCUGGUCUAUCGUGGAAAUUAAUGAAGAUUGGCUCAUUCAUAAGAGUUACAGUGUAUUACUUAUUUAAUGGUACAAUUUUCUUGUCUUGCAGGCAAAUUAUUUUUUUCCAAAAUAUGAAGGUGAAUAUUUCAAAAUUAUUUUUAUGCCAUUUAUUACCAAUAUGUACAUAUAUCGGACCAGAUAGUAGCAGUGUCUUGAAGGAAUUAUUAGAUUGCCCAAAUAUUUGAAUGCCUUACGAUUUUGAAUUUCGCAGUACAUUAUUCUACGUAGCUGCAAUAUGCAACUGUUGCAAGUUAGAUAAUUUAUGUUUGGAAGGUCGAAAACAUUACGUCACAUUUAAUAAUUAAUUUUACAUAACGACAUGAGGCAAGAUUCAUCCGUAAUUAUUUUGAAUUAAUUAAUUAAGUAAUUAUUUUGAUGUAAAUACAUAUGUAUUUACAUACUUACGAUUACAUUUUAGUAUAAUGGAGUUUAUUCUCUUUAAAAUUAAUUUACUAAUUUAUUUGACACACGUGGUGUCAAAUCCACCCAGUGAAAUUUACAAAUUGUCCAUCAGUAAUGGAAUAAUUCAUUAGAAUCCAUAUGAUUAUCGUUACAUGUUGAGUGACACUAUGCAACAAGAAUUUGACAGUGGUGCCGGUGUGUGUUACCAUUAGAAAUUCGUUCUCACCUUACCCUAAACGAGCUUAACUUACCCCAACGGAUUUCAUAGUACUUAAAUAAAUGUCUACUAUUUGCAUGCAUACUUCAUCCUCUCGUAAUUCCCCCGUCACUGAUUAGGAGCAUAUUCGCAGUUUGAGCCAAGCAGAAGUUCUGUAUCACUAGCGGGGUUCCAUUGUCGAUAAAGUUUGAGCCGAAUUUGAUCUUUAGUACGCCACACGCCUUGAUCUCUCUCUCCAGCUAGGAUUUCUUCCCGCCAAAUUGGAUCGUUCGUCUGACAUGCAUUCGAAGAACCUUUGUCGAUCUAAUGUUCACCCAUGAGGCCAGUGUAUAAGCGAGUACGUUCACCCCAAUUGCGUCCACCUGAAGAAGGGGAAAUAUGAGAAAGCCCGGCAUCGCUAUCUUGUCGUGAAACUUGACGCAAGCGUACUGACAGAUGAUUUGAACCAUUGGCGUACAAACGACCAUGGUUGGGACAAUUCGCAUCAUGAGAAAUCCAUUCAUAUACUUUUCCAAGAUUUGAACGCUCCGGUAGAGUUUGAUGCAGGAACGAUUGUUGUUUCAGAAUUCAGAAUUCCCCUAGGUUUUCCAUUAAUCAAUGAGUUUCAUGCAAAGUAUUUGUAGAAUUUGCUUGUGUUAUACCUUUGGAUUUGAAGUGAUUUAAUAUUGUUCACUCUUAAAUAUAUAUAAUGUUACCCCUUUCCAAAAAUAAAUUAACGCUCAAUUUUAAGUCAA